Aedes albopictus (Asian tiger mosquito) is the source of this 604-nucleotide messenger RNA. RefSeq names its product ribonuclease H1-like. Gene Ontology annotation, molecular function: nucleic acid binding; RNA-DNA hybrid ribonuclease activity; magnesium ion binding. The record is from RefSeq and is a predicted model, not a curated record. NCBI's taxonomy places the organism in Eukaryota, Metazoa, Arthropoda, Insecta, Diptera, Culicidae. Gene Ontology annotation, biological process: DNA replication, removal of RNA primer.
CCAUUAUUGUUUGAGUGAUACAUUUUGGGGAUUGGCCCUUUUUCAAAUGUAACGCGAGGAUCUCUCAUCGCGUUUGAAUGAACUUACUCAUGAAUUCAUUGCAUAGCUAAACUUUUAGCUAAAAAUAACCUAAAACACUGUUGAAGAGUCCCCCGUCGUCGCUACCCUCUUUGUCAAAAAAAAAUCAAAACAUAACAAAACCAGCUGUUCGAUUGUGCAUUUUUAUAAAAUUUUACGAUUUUAUUUUAGUAAAAUCUUUGUAACAGGAAUCAAAAGAUUUAGUGUCUGUGCUACAAAUAGGGAAUUACUGCUCAAAUCCUCAAUCCGUUGAAUGAUUGGCACUCGAUUGCGCCAACUAUUGCUUAACAUGCCAUUUUACGCUGUGGCAAAGGGUCGAGCAGUUGGUGUCUAUUUGACGUGGCCAGAAUGCCAGCGGCAGGUGACCGGAUUCACGGGUGCAAAGUUCAAGAAAUUUCCCACCCGUCAGCAGGCGGAGACUUUCAUCCGGGAGAACAGCGGUAGCAUUUCCAGCUCCAGUUCGGACAGUGCUAGUAACUCUUCCGUGGAUUCACAACCCGUGUGUCCUCCGACACAGUCCGUGCGG